CUGCGCAUUUCAGGUGAUCGAUGAUUCAUAGGAUAUAAAUUCCGUCAUUAUAUCAAAAAGUAAAUCACUAUUAUAAUUUAUAACUCAGUCAUGAUUUCAUAAUAUUCGACGCGUAUUUUCUAUUAACUAUCCGUAACAUAAUAUUCGUUUUCAUCAUUCUAACAUGGAAAUUGAAAGGUCAGAGCUAAAUAGUUUGAAGGUUAGAGACUUUAGCCUCGUCGUUCACUUUGAAAGUGGUCGUUAUGAGAAUGAAAGACUUUUGAAAGACUGUGAGGAAAGCCUUUGUGACUAUAACAUUGUCGAAAGUACAGCAAACUUUGUAAGUCUAAAAGAAAACAACAAACGCUUAAUCGAUUUAAUGGAAACUCAGAAAGCCAUCGAUGAAGAUCUCUUUAUCCUAGCGGAAGCAUUACUAAGCAAGCUAGAAAACCAAGAAGUUUUAAGCAAUUAUAGAGACUGGAUCAGUUACUUUAAUAAGUUCUUAAGAGCUGAAUUAGAUGCGAAUACGUGGUUCAAAGCCCAAAGAGCCGUUUAUAACAAAAUAGCAAAUAAAUUGGUAAACUAUGCAGAAUCAGAGAAAGAAUAUAUUUUAGAAUUGGAAAAGGCUCUUAAAAAUAUCAAAAUGACUCUCUACCAAUACGAAGUGUUGAUUUUGUUAAAAUUGAAAAGCAACAUUGAAUUUCAUGGCGAUGUACGUCAAACUAAAACACAGGCACAAGACAAACUCGAUUCAUUUCCUAAGGACAUGCAAAUUUUCAAAAAUCCAUUACAACAACUCUUCAGUUCUCUUGAUGCCUUGAUGCCUUAUCAACAGAAUAAAUAGUCGGUCAUAUAACAACUUCAGCUAGAGGUGUAUUUUAUUAUUAUUUGGAGGGUGUAUUUUAUUAUUAUUUGGAGGGUGUAUUUUAU
Messenger RNA from Rhizophagus irregularis DAOM 181602=DAOM 197198, 909 nucleotides. RefSeq lists its product as uncharacterized. The record is from RefSeq and is a predicted model, not a curated record. NCBI's taxonomy places the organism in Eukaryota, Fungi, Glomeromycota, Glomeromycetes, Glomerales, Glomeraceae.